Molecule: messenger RNA, 1188 nt
Organism: Hydra vulgaris (swiftwater hydra)
Lineage: Eukaryota; Metazoa; Cnidaria; Hydrozoa; Anthoathecata; Hydridae
Source: RefSeq, a predicted model, not a curated record
AUGUGCGCCAACUGUACUCUAAAACCACUAAAACUUGGCCAUGCUUUCUCUCAUUCAAAUCGAUUAUACAACAAGGAACUGCAAACUAAAAUACAGCAAAGAACUACAAAAACCUUGGAAGAUUCAGUUGGUCUUAUAUUACAACAACUUAAAAAAUUAGAAAAAUCAAACGAAGCACCAACAGGAUCAAUAUCAACAGCACCCCUGGCAAAUAUUUCAGAAGCACCAACGGGAUCUGCAUCAAAAGCACCAUUGGCAGUUGUGUCAGCAGCACCCCUGGCAAAUAUUUCAGAAGCACCAACGGGAUCUGCAUCAAAAGCACCAUUGGCAGUUGUGUCAGCAGCACCCCUGGCAAAUAUUUCAGAAGCACCAACAGGAUCUGCAUCAAAAGCACCAUUGGCAGUUGUGUCAGCACCCCUUGCAGUUAUUUCUGAAGCACCAUUGGCAUCAGUGUCAGCAACACAUUCUUCAGUUGCAACAGCAUCUUGGGAGAGUUUCCUUUUAUAUCGCUCCCAGCACCCAGGCCCAUUAUCACAGAGGGCCUUCUUCCGGUGGUGCCAAUAUGGGGGAGAUGAUCCCUCCUUUAGAUGGAGGAGACAGACCCCAUAUGGGGCCACCGGUAGGAGGAGUGGUGCUGGGAGGCAGAAUGACCAAAGGUCAAACAUUAUGAAUUUUUAUCAGUAGUUUUUUUUUUUUUUUUUUUGUGUUAAUUUAUUUAUUUGUUGUAAAUAUAUCUUUACGUUUCAAAAAAGUUGUUUUUUAGUUUCGAUUUUUGCAAGUAUUUUUAUUUAUUUUUGAUAUUUUAAUUUUUUAAUUUUAUAUUUAUUGAUUUUUAUUUCUGAUUUGAGAGUCUAAACUUUCAAAACAACUCUUAUGUGGUUAAAUGUUAAAUAAUUUGUCUAUUAAUUUUUAUUUAUUUCAUAUAGUUUUUGAUUUCUUGAUAGUAAAUAUUUUGUAAUUUAGUUACAAUUUUUUCUUAUUCUAUUUGUUUGUUUUAUAUGCCUAAUUGUUGCAUUAUACACAUAUUAAUGUUUAUAUUAUUCUCUUUAGAUUUUUAUUAUAAAAAAGUAAUCAUUAAAGAUAGCCACAUGUGAACUAUAUGAUGUUACAUGUUAGACAAGUUUUAUUUGCAAUUUGCAAUUUGGCAUGUCGUUUUUUUAUUUGUAAAUAAUUUUACUAUUUAAUUUA